CCGAUUGGUUUGGAGAUUUCCAACAGAAACUACCAUUCUUUGGUAAUCAUUAUCACAUCACCGAUCAAAGCCGGAUAGAUAUUUGAUUCCAGACUCCAGUUCCCUUCUCGCAGGUAUGACCACCGUGUUAAGGAAUACAAGCUUCUUGGAGAUAGUGUAAUGGAGCGAGUUCCUUCUCCUAGAGCACUAGACAAAUUUGGGCUUAUAAAGCAGGAUGCUAGUAAUUCUCCAGAAGGUUUAUUGAAGAGUAGGUUGAAUAUUGAAUACGAGAGGGAGACAAGAAGAGUUAGAAAAUGGAGGAAGAUGAUUGGGGUUGGAGGGAGUGAUUGGAAGCAUUAUGUUAGGAGGAAACCUCAUGUGGUCAAGAGGCGUAUACGGAAAGGAAUUCCUGAUUGUUUAAGGGGCCUUGUUUGGCAACUGAUCUCUGGAAGUCGAGACCUUUUGCUUAUGAACCCAGGGGUAUAUGAGCAACUUGUUAUAUAUGAGACAUCUGCUUCAGAAUUAGAUAUAAUUCGGGAUAUAUCUCGCACCUUCCCUUCACAUGUUUUCUUCCAGCAGAGACAUGGGCCUGGGCAAAGGUCCCUCUACAAUGUUUUGAAGGCAUAUUCUGUCUUUGACCGUGAAGUUGGUUAUGUUCAGGGAAUGGGUUUUUUAGCAGGUUUUUUGCUUCUUUAUAUGAGCGAAGAGGAUGCAUUUUGGUUAUUAGUUGCAUUACUCAAAGGUGCUGUCCAUGCCCCUAUGGAAGGAUUAUAUCAGGCUGGUUUGCCUCUUGUACAACAAUACCUAUUUCAGUUUGACCACUUGGUGAGGGAGCAUUUGCCAAAGCUGGGGGAGCAUUUCAGCCAAGAAAUGAUAAAUCCUAGCAUGUAUGCUAGCCAGUGGUUUAUUACUGUAUUCUCAUACUCAUUUCCCUUCCAUUUGGCUCUACGAAUUUGGGAUGUUUUUCUCUAUGAGGGUGUCAAAAUUGUCUUCAAAGUUGGCUUGGCCCUGUUAAAAUACUGCCAUGAUGACUUGAUAAAAUUACCUUUUGAGAAACUCAUUCAUUCUCUGCGUAACUUCCCUGAGGAUGCAAUGGAUCCAGAUACAUUACUUCCAAUGGCUUACUCAAUAAAGGUAUCCAGGAGCUUGGAAGGUUCCAAAGAUGAGUACGAGAAGAAAGAUGGAAAGCAUAUUCAAUCUGCUGAAAUACUUGAGAAGCAGAAAGAACUUCAAUAGAGUUUCACUGAGAAGGAGCCAAACCGGCACCUAAACACGUACAAUGUUCCCUUCUUUUUUUGUUUUUUUGGUUGCAAUUUCAUCAUAUGAAGAAAAAUUUGCAAGCCAUUGUAAUUGUGUCAAUAGAGGGACUGCUGUUAUGGUAUCUCUCAUGUUUGGACAAGAUGAACCCCGCUCUGUAAAUUUUUCUUUUUGGCCCAACAGCUCUGUAAAUUAAUAUUAGAAAUUGAG
Rubroshorea leprosula is the source of this 1446-nucleotide messenger RNA. The record is from the annotation of a GenBank genome assembly. NCBI's taxonomy places the organism in Eukaryota, Viridiplantae, Streptophyta, Magnoliopsida, Malvales, Dipterocarpaceae.